Molecule: messenger RNA, 429 nt
Organism: Adineta steineri
Lineage: Eukaryota; Metazoa; Rotifera; Eurotatoria; Adinetida; Adinetidae
Source: the annotation of a GenBank genome assembly
AUGAAAAAUACACUAUUGUAUUAUCUGUUACUAUCAACUUCAACUUUGUUAGUUGUUAUAUCGGCUAAAUAUAUAAGUGGUAACCAAGGUCUUGCUAAAUUCGAUUUAGAUCAAAAAGCAACUCCUCAAGAUUAUAAUGGACCUUGGGGAGAAGGAGUCACAUGUCCUUACAACAAUCCUCCUUUUCCUGACGGUACUACGACAUAUAAAGGUACAGUUCCAUCUGCUAUGACUACUGAUGCUGUGAAUUAUCUUCGAGACUCAAAUGUUGGAAUGUUUCAAGUUAGCGACACUAAAACAUAUCCUAAUUUAGACAAUCUCUAUUUUGUGAUGAGAAAAGAAUUUCAUACUUGGCAUUAUUCUGGUGGCCAACUCUUAACUGGUUGCUGGACAGGUGUCACUAUCUAUCAAUAUAUCAAUCAACCAUAA